UAAAGUUAUACUGUUACAUCAACUUGCCUACUUGGUUAAAUAAAGGUGAAAUAAAAAUAUCAACUGAGCUACGAAGAAGCACGUCGACGUCACUAGAAUAAUGACAAGCAAUUUUAACGGAUUCUAAAGGGAAUCAUAGAAUUCCAAACUCAUUUCUAUGGCAACACAGUUGUCAAUUUUGUAAACAAUCAUUUUCGAACGUGUGUUGCCAAGAGACAUCUAACCGACGUUCUAUGGAACGUUUUCUGUGCGAAAACAAGUUCAGUUUGCGGCUGACAACAAACUUGUUUGAUUUUUGACACCUGAGAUAGAACAAUCGACUGGAAAAUGCCUGGGUGCUUUUGUAACAGUAUAACUUUACGUCGUCCCCUCGCCCCGACACGGGCGCGAACCAGGUACCCUCUGCACACAUCGACAACAGUCACCCACGAAGCAGCGUUACCCAUCGCUCCACAAAAGCCGCGGCUCUUGCAGAGCAAGGGGCAACACUACUUAAGUCUCAAAGCAAGUGACGUAACUGAUUGAAAUGCUACUAGCGCGUACCCGCUAACUAGCUAGCCAUUUCACAUCCGUUACACUUUUCAAGACUGGCGGAGAGAGUGCGUGGACGUCGGCGGCCUACUGUGUCGACAGGUUGUUCAAAUUCAUUUGUGGCUUGUUUUUCUUGUCUUUUUCUGUUUUGCAGGGUUCGUGAUUGCCGACAGGUGGACAGCGACUUCAAAGAGGAAACAACUGUCCUGGAUGAGGUCCAUUUGGAUGUGCCAUUGGAUGAUGUGCCAGAUGUUCCAAUGCUGCUAAGUCCUCCUUGAUGUCCAGAAUGCUGCUAUCAUCCUUGAGGAUGUGCCAGAUGUGCAGACUAUCCUUGAGAAGGCCACUGGCAAUUGUCAGUUGAUUCCGAUUAGGUUCAGCCCCCUGUACUGUGGGCCUGUUGUGAUCAGGAACAAUGCCGGUCCGGUGGUUAAAGCUUGGAGAACUUUCCAGUUCAUCAGCCCCAUCAUCACCUACAUGCGUGGGGGAUCCCAGCAGGUGGUGGUGAGGAUGCACCACGUUAGUAGGGUGAGAGGCCUGGAGACUCAACUGGUGUGGGCCAUCUCCAAGGAGACAGCCAGGCUUAGUCCAAAGGGCAUCCCCUACUGUGCCACCAAAGUGCAGUCCAUCACUUGGAUCCAGCGUGUGGCUGGCAGGGUGACCCACUAUGCGUCUCACCUCUGCCACGAGACGUCUGUGGACGUGACGCUUGGCUGCUACCAGCAGACUGAUGUCUCAGUGGUGUACGCCACUCUCCACAUGGGGCUGGAUGGGCUUCUCUCCUCUUCAGCGUGGUCGGAGGCUGCCUCCUUCUCUACGCCCACCACUCAGCAGUUCACUGACCCAGAGCCUGAUGGCCACAACUGCUAUAAGGGUUGGGAGGAGGACCUGCUGCCUGAGGAGAGGGAGGUUCCUCUGCUAAACCUCUACCUUACCACCAAGAGAGUGGAGGACAUCGCCCUGAGGCUCGUCUCCCUGCGCCAGGCCUUCACUACCCUGCUUGGUUCCACCCUGAGCAGGAACCAUCUGUUUGUGGCGGGAAAGGUCCUCCUGGGCGCACUGGUUCAGGCCAACCACAUGGACGGGGCCAAGUUCAUCCGUACUUAUAACGACUUUGUGGACUACCUGAGUGACCCCUCCAAGCGGAAUGACAUUGAGAGGGAGCUGGCUGAGGCAAAGAUCCAUCAUGUGAACAUGAUAGAUGUCGUUUUUGAGCUGGUGCUGUUUGGGAUGAUGACAGCUCAGAAGUCCCUGAGGGUGCACCCCGGUGGGUUUGUGGAGCAUCUGUACGCUCUCCUGUACUCCUUCCUGCCCACAGCUGCCAACAUGGAGCCAGAGGCCGACAGAUACCUGCUGCUGCUCAAUGUAAGAGUCAAGAGGUUACUUCCUGUUUACUUCCAUAUUCUUAGUGUACUUCCUUAUUUAUGGUUAACCAGGUUCCAAUGUCAUUUUAGGGGGAGUAUUUCUAAUUGUUUCUCUCCUCUUGAUAAGCUAGUAACUCAGAGCCAUUUUCUAUGUGUUGUGUGGUGUUCUCUUCAGGGCGGGCUGAUGGCUCUGCUAGAUGACAUGUUUGGCCAGCAGCUGGCCUGGUACUUUAACCCAGAGUCUCUGGUCACGGAGCUCUCCAGCCUCCUGGAGUACCACUUGGAGAACCUCAUGGCCAGCAUGUAGUCCUACUGCAGGGACCAUACUCCUUUCUCCUUCUCUCUCUCUUUUGAAGGAAUUAAGGACUUGAAGUGCUUUGUUGAUCCCUGAUUAGUUAACACCCAUUAAUUUAAUGUAUUCUCUUGUUUUCUCUCCCUACAGGAUUCUUGUGACACUUUGCCACCCAAGAGGGAUCCAGACACCAAUGCACUACAUUACUUUGCACUGAAUUUGACAUUUUUAAAUAAAAUAAGUUGUAGUUCAAAAACA
Molecule: messenger RNA, 2442 nt
Organism: Salvelinus fontinalis (brook trout)
Lineage: Eukaryota; Metazoa; Chordata; Actinopteri; Salmoniformes; Salmonidae
Exons: 13
Coding region: 1006-2199 (397 amino acids)
Biological process (GO): mitochondrial fusion
Source: RefSeq, a predicted model, not a curated record